This is a messenger RNA of Heterotrigona itama, 3555 nucleotides long. The record is from the annotation of a GenBank genome assembly. NCBI's taxonomy places the organism in Eukaryota, Metazoa, Arthropoda, Insecta, Hymenoptera, Apidae.
AUGACUCAGGAACGAAGAAGGUACGGCUUUGUUCUCGAGCGACAGUGCUCCUUGGCGAAACAUUAUGCGAGUUUUCACGAGGUCGCGUUGGCUGCUCUGCAUCCCUCGGUUGAUAAGUGGCGCGAAGUAGCUGCUACCAGGGAAUAUUUACCCCAAUCCGUGGAAGAUAUGUUCGCUUCCAGGCUUAGACAAGUCUCAUUUUGGCCGGAGGACGAGGAGAACGGCGGCUCGGAGCUGACCAUGAGCUCACAAUUGAGAAAGACCAGAAGCAUGGACAGCUCCUGCUUGGAACUUCGACCUGGACCGCCAUCCGGAAAUGUGCCAAGUGCCACUUAUCAAGGUCCAACUUCUCAUCUUUCAUCCGUGCUGUCUAGAGCAAGGUCAGAAGCCAAUCUGCACGCUUCGACAUUGUCACUGGAUCCAGUCGGAUCCCGACUGUUCGGUGUAAUGCUAACGCUACAGACGCUACGUGGUGACGGAGAAUGCGAAAACACGACACCACAGUCCUUUUUAUUUCAGCCAAAGCCAAUGGUCGAGUACGUUUCCAACGAGUCGACGUCGAGGCUCGAACACGUAACAAACGCGUGCAACACGAUCGGAUGGAGAAAGGUACCGGAAACUCCACCAAGGCCGCGGUCCAUGGCGCCUCCGGCAUCACGCAACAGCGGGAGCGGAGGGGGCGGCGGUAGCGGCACAGGGGUGAGCUCCGGUGGCUGGGGGGACGCACCCCUCGCGAGAGCUCUCUUUGCCUAUUUGAGCUCCGGGGAAAAUCAGCUGAGUUUCCUGGAGGGCGAUCUCAUCGCGUUGAUGGGAGAUCGUCAGAAAGGCUGGCAAUUUGGGGAGAAUCUGCGCACACAGAGCUCCGGAUGGUUCCCACUGGCAUACACAGAAAUUAUUAUCGACGAUAGUCUAGGAUCGCCGAAUCACGGGACAAACAAUGGUCGCGUGUCGGAGCCACAAGCUGUUCCACCGUGCAAGCCUCCACCCUCGCGGCCGCCAGUGACACCGAGCAUCGAUGAAGUGUCGAGUGGAUUCCAUGGGAUAGGAAGCAACAACGUCAACAACAGUAACAACAAUAACACCGGCACUCCUACUAAUGUACCGAAUAGCAACAGUUCUCACAAUUUAGCGACGCCUACUGCACGUCAAACAAAACCGAUCCGUCCAUCGGGCACUUUGCCCACUGUUUUGGCUGGCGGCCGUAGAAUACAGCCACCUGCUCCGCCGGUCCCACCCCCUCAAGUCGUCACGUCUCUUCACAGCAGCAACGACAGUGGUUUCUCAAACGAGCCACCGGCUCAGCCCGACAUCGACUACAGCGACGACGAGGCCAUGAGACAGCGACGAAGAAAGCCGCGCGCCGACAGAAUAACCGAGACGGCGAAGCAACACCAGAAGGAGGACAAGUCCGGCGGCAAGGACUGGGAAAACGACUCGUGGAAGACGAUACCCAGGGACGAGAAGAGCUGGCACCUUUACAGAACCGCGAUGGACAUUUGGGCGGAGACGAACGCGAGUCAGGGGAACGAGAACGGCGAGUCCCGGUACCAGAGUCGUCGUUACGACACGCAGGAGCGCAAGAACGGACGGGGAGGGGGCGACUUCUCCGAGCGUGGCACGAUGGAGAACGGGCCGUCGGGGAGGAAAUCGGCGAAGAAAACGCAGGAGAGGUCGCAGAAAAACGAGUACGAUAACCGUGGUCGCGGCAACAACUCUGGUCAGAAGAACAAGGCAACGAGCAACGAAGAACAGUCCGCGAGAAAGUCGACGAGGAGGAGCAACGAGUCGGUGGAGCAAGCUCGUCGAGAAUCGUCGAAGAGAACAACGAAGGAGCAGCAGGAAGAGACGGAGGAGGACGAGAUCGAGCUGGAGGAGGAGGAGGAAGAGGAGGAUGAAGAGGAGGAUACGUACAGUCGCAGGAUCGAUUAUCAGAAGUACGAGGGGAAGAAGUAUUACGGAGACAGAGCAGACGGUCAGGACCGCAACACUCGCGGUCGCGGUUAUCGCGCCAUCGCUCAGGAAGAGUCAAAGUACGAGAACGAAAAGACGUCGACGGCCACGUCCUCGGGCACCGACGACGAGAGCACCAUCACUAUACCGGAGACUGGCAGAAAGGUGGAGCACAUCGCGCAGAAACUGGAACAAACCGCGCAGAAGUACGCUCGGGAACACAGCCCUCCAAAGAACCGCGGUGCCCAGAGAUUCGAGCGAGAGAGGGAACGAUACUUGGAGAAGUCGCCCACCACCACCACCACCAUCAUCACUAACACCACCACUACUAACACCACCGCCGUCGCCCACCAGAAGAUCACUGCCUCCACUUACGAAAGGGAGAGGGCUUUCGAGAAGAAUCCCGAUAGAAAUAGAAACAUCGAGCGCGCGUCGAGCCGUCGCUUCGAGAGGCCGAGGCCGCCGUCCGAGGAAGCUCCUCAGAGACCGACCGACCCUCGUAACCUCUACCGAGAGCGCAGGUACUCCGACAAGGAGGAGGCCAUCUACGGCGAGACCAGAUACGUCCGGGAGAGCGGAUCCUCCAUAGACAAGGAGCGCGGCUACGAGUCCAAUUUCGAGACGAAGCUGGAAAGGACCAAGGUGAUCGAGAGGCACGGUUAUCAGAAUCUCGGCCAGAGUAAUCUGCACAAGUUCCAGCGGAACGGGCCGCAACACGCGGAGAAGAACGACACGAACAACAACACGUUGAAGGGCGACAACCGGAAGCCGCUGCUUCCACGACAGACGACCGCCGUUGCCCACUUGAUACAGACAGGCAGGGCUUUCGACGUCCAAGAGUCCAAGAGCCCGAAGCUCGUCAAGAGAACGAAAUCCUUCUGGAGGUUCAGGAGAGACUCCGACGUGCUGGAGGGGAUGGCUCUCUGGCAGCACAGAUCCCUGGUCGACAUACCGAAGAUGAUUAAGAAGGAAGCAAAGGACGAGGCGAACGCGGACGACGCCAGCAAGAAGCAAACUCCGGAGGGCAGUCCCGGUUCUCGGCAAAGUUUGGAGAAAAGGAACAGCGACGUGACCAUCACCAACGAGUCUCACCACGAGGAGCCGAAACCCGCGGAGAGGAUCCACGUGCCCGAGAAAUCCGAUUACUUCGAGGAUUUUCCCACGCCGGCGGAAAGGCCGAAGACCGUCGAGCGAUCUGAAUACCGGAUGCAUCAGGAGGAGAGGUCCUACUUCAUGGGGAAUGUCUCGCGAAAAGCGAUCAUCGAGAAAGAGAGGAAACGCAGCCUGGAGGCUAAGCGUAACAUGAUCGUGGCCGAACUGAAGGAGAACAACGAGGCCAAGAGGCACGAGAGGAGGAAGAAGUACACGGACGACGAGGACGGCUUGACCCAGAACUUUAGCGAGACGGAGGCGUCCGACGAGGAAUCCACGUACAGCUGCAUCGUGGUGAAGGAUCAAACAGUGGCUGAGAAGACUCUUCUUCCCAGAACUAAACUCCGCAGGGAUUCCGAUCGGGAAAGGGACAAAAAUACUUGCGGACCGUGGUACGAUCUUUGGGGAGUGGACGCCUCCGUCAACAAGAAAAAGAAGAAGAAACAGCAAUAA